UCAUCUCGCAAAGAUCCAGAAGAAGAUGUACCUUUGUCUGUUUCUCGAAGAUUGAGGAAUCAACGAAAUUCAAUAAUCUACUAUCUAUCCCAAGUUCCUCCCGUGCUCGAGGAUAAGUUGGCCCCGGGCGAAUUUAUUGAUACUAUCAACGACCAGCAGCUAGUUCAAUUCCCCAUUCUAACAGAGGAGUUGGUCGAAACUGAUAUUAUUCCCAGGGCCUCUGUCAAGAGAAGUAACCAAUGCUCCGAUAAUGACGACUUACUAAAGGCAUGGAAUUCACGCCGCAAUUGUCUGAUCGAUGCCUUAUUACAAACAAAAAUCCCUCCUGUUCCGGACGACAUAAGCGUAAAUGACGAGGAACAAGACACUUACUACGAGGUAUUGAACCAUCCUCCUGAGAUGCCGUCCAUUAAUUAUUUCUCUAACGAUGUUCUAUAUUACAAUAACGGGAUUUUGGAACGUCCUGUCGUGGAGCUCCCUCAUCCCGUCGUUCACCACUUAUCCUUAUCAGAUCUCUCCUGGAGUGACAGCGAGAGCAGCGAUGAGGAUGACUCGAUGAACUCUUAUGAUGAUUCCUCUGCUCAUAGUGUCUGCUGUACUACUUUAAAAGAUUAUUUAUGUCCCAUUUGUUUAGAAGCCCCGCAUAAUCCUGUAUCUACUCUUUGUGGUCACAUUUUUUGUGAAAAAUGUAUUCGAAGAAUGUUUAAAGUACGUAGAGCGUAGGCUUGAGCUUAUUGCGUAGAAUUGCCUUGAAUGGAAGUGUCCGCAAUGUCGGGCUCCCCUCACUCUGGACGACUUUCAUCCGAUUUAUCUUCCCUGAUGUUGUUUUCAUUUAUAAUGUAUUUUGCUUUUGACAUGUUUGUCAAUCAAAUAACCGCGGUGUGGAUUGAAAGCUUGACAAUCCCACUUUUGUUUUAAUCGCUUACUGAUUUGCUUUGUUUGUCCCUUUAUCACUCCCUCAAUAUGAAUACAAAUCCGUCGGAAGAAUCCCUCAAGAAGCAAUCUUGUCUUCGCUUCCCUUGUCCAUGGAAUAGAGUUAAUAUCAUUGACAGAUCGAAAGAACUAUACUACAUCAAACUCCAACAAAUGUCUGUUAGAAAGGAGGACACGGAAAGCUACGAGGAAUCGUCCGAAGAUGACAUGAUUUCUACUAAUGACUCUGACUCUUCAGAAUCAUCAAGAUGUUUGUACAUAGACUCAUUUGAAAAAAACCCAAAAGUGCAAAAACACGAAUUCUUUAGAAUGCUGCGCGAUCCUGAUUCUAUCGACUCGAUCCAGUUUUUUGGCAGGUAUGAGGAAUCACCAUCAUGUGAAAGUCCUUUCGUGCCUCCUCACCUGGCACGUUACAAUUUUUCAAAUGAAUGUUACUCUUACUUUUAAGCUUACGGAAUUUGCCUAUUUCUUCUUUUCCGCGCAAAUUAUUCUUUAUUUCUU
Molecule: messenger RNA, 1434 nt
Organism: Blastocystis hominis
Lineage: Eukaryota; Bigyra; Opalinata; Blastocystidae
Exons: 7
Coding region: 964-1380 (138 amino acids)
Source: RefSeq, a predicted model, not a curated record